UGGUUAUUCAUAACAAUUCACAGCUGAUCUUAUUAUAGAAUACUGUCACAAGUGUAUUUAGUAAUAGUCGGGUAAAGGCGAAACACACAUUGAAUUGUACUUGACACGUAAUAGAUCACAAUGACAGAAAUUUUAUCCACUGUCCAGCUGAAAAAGCUUUCGAACCACAAAUACAGCGUUGAGGGAACCUCCUUCCUCGAACCGCCGAUGCAGAAAUUUUGGAGAUGGUUGAUAGAACAGGUUCCUACAUGGUGGUCUCCUAACGCUAUCACGCUGGUUGGACUUAUUAUCAACAUUACAACCACUUUAAUUUUAGCAUACUACAGUCCAGAUGCCAGACAACCAGUACCUCCAUGGGCAUACAUACUGUGUGCGGUUGGACUGUUUGCGUACCAGUCUCUGGACGCGAUUGACGGCAAGCAGGCUCGUCGUACUAACACUAGCACUCCUCUCGGCGAGCUCUUCGACCAUGGCUGUGAUUCCGUCUCUCAAGCGGUCGUUGUGUUGGGGAGUUGCAUUGCCUUGCGGAUGGGAGAAAAUCCUGCUUGGAUGCUAUUUUUUGGAUGUGUUGGAUCAAUUUUGUUUUACUGUGCCCACUAUCAAACCUAUGUUUCGGGUACUCUACGGUUUUCCAAAAUUGAUGUGACAGAGGGACAAAUCUGCAUUAUUGGUAUAUAUUUGCUGUCUGCAUUAUUUGGUGAUGUUAUAUGGACUUGGCCUCUUCCAUACUUUGGCGUCGAGCUAAAGAUGUUACCAAUAGCGUUCAGUUUAGUUGGUGCAGUGAUACAGCUAAAGAAUAACUUUGCAGUCAUAUUUAUGGAGGGUGGGGUCGGCAAGAAUGGAUCAACAGUGGCUGGAACCAGUACAAUAUUUCCAAUGUUUCCGAUGGCGUUAGUUAUAGCUCUGGAGGUUAUGUUGCAGGCAAAGUCGCCCAAUCAGCUAUACGAGAAACAUCCCUGUCUUUAUGUUAUAACCUUUGGUUUGUUGGCAGCCAAAGUUACAAACAGACUGGUGGUAGCUCACAUGUCCAAGAGUGAGAUGAAUUUGUUCUGCUUCGGACUCGUGGGACCAGGAUUGCUAUUUCUAAACCAGUAUUUCAAUAGCUGUUUGAAUGAAUACUUCGUGCUAUGGCUAGCCUUUGUCAUAGUUUUGGUCGACUUAUACCGCUAUUCGUCACAAGUGUGUCGGGAAAUUUGCAAAGAUCUCAACAUCUACUGCUUCACAAUAACGUCAAAGCCUGUGCCAACAUCUUCCGAAGUAAAUGGAACGAAGAGCAAAAACAGAUGAAAAUAAUGUUUUAGAAUGGUUUUAUCAAAGCAUAUCUUUAUUGUCAAUAAGUUAUCUUGUUAAUUAUAUAUAUUUGGAAGCUGUGUAAACUGCAAUAUGGCUGAAAUCUGACCGUAUUUUCCCCUACAGUGAGUCUUAUCCAUUUCCAGAUGUGAUAUAUUUCUGUACUUGUAUCAAAGCAUGCCGACUAGGGCCUCAAACUUGGUGUAUUGGAUUUAUGCCAAUUAGCAUCUUUCUCGGUAUCACAUUUUGGUAUAUUUUGGAUAUAGUGUUCAGUGGGGUCAUCUUAAAGAUAUAUAUAUAUAUAUAUAUAUAUAUGUAUAACAUUUUUAAAAUCUGCUGCAAUUUGUUCUAAGUUCAGUCAUAUUUUUACUAUUAUAUCUAAGCAUGCUGACUAAAGGAUUGUACUUGGUUGCAUGUGCUUCCAUCCCAAAGCUGUAUUCCACAAGAGUAUCCUAUCGAUUUGUAGUAGCUUACUGACGUAAUUACUGCUUACACAUCUCAGCUUUACAAUUGAUUCACAAAGUAACAAGAAGAAAGUCAUAAAAAAUAUCCCUCUGAUAAUUAAAUCCUCUGUGUAAAAAAAAGUAAAUGUUGCCUUAGGUCAGAGGCGGAUCUUGGGGUGGUUGGGGAUGCCUAAAUUAUGCAAUUUAUAAUUUUAUUAAAUAUUAAUUUAGAUUUUUUUUAUGACCCUUUUCCAAACCUCCCCCAAAGUUAUCUUGGCAUUCCACCUCAUGUCAUUGCCCCCCCCCCCCCCCCCCCCAAUGGAUUUUCUGCAUCCGCCACUGCCUUGGGUACACGUUGGAUGUAUUCAUUGGUGUUUGACAUCUGAGAAGAAUUUUACCACUUGAUUGUUGAGUGGAUAAUUGCCAAACAUAGGACCUGAUACAUGAGUUAUCUCCCAUAUUUUUGUUUGAAAGUUGUAAAUGAUCUAAAGACACAAUUGUUCUUUGUCUGCUUAGGAUAGCAGUAGUUCCUUUAUUCAUAAUUUAAGCUGUGUUGUGUCAUGGCAUUGUUUGCCAAUCACAGGAAAAAGCCCUAAAUUAUGAUCGAUAAAUGACACACUUUAUAUUAAUGCAAUUAUGUUGAAUCAGUACAUAGACUGAUGUAAACAAAGAAGCAGUCUUUUACUAGAUUCACUGGAUGUUGAAUUUUUCAAGCCCUGAAUUAUGAUAGACAAAUUACACGCCUGACUGAUCUAGUCUAUUAAUGCUAUUAUGUUGGAUUAAUACAGAAAACUUUCUUCACUUUAUUUUCAUUCAUUCAUUGAAUUUGAUUCAUUUCAACUUAUUUUCGUGCUUAUAUCCAAUUAAGGUUGAAGCAUGCUGUCCUGGGCACACACCUCAGCUAUCUG
Gigantopelta aegis is the source of this 2641-nucleotide messenger RNA. Its product is annotated as choline/ethanolaminephosphotransferase 1-like. The record is from RefSeq and is a predicted model, not a curated record. Gene Ontology annotation, cellular component: Golgi apparatus; endoplasmic reticulum membrane. Bases 121 to 1287 code for a protein of 388 amino acids. Gene Ontology annotation, molecular function: ethanolaminephosphotransferase activity; diacylglycerol cholinephosphotransferase activity. Gene Ontology annotation, biological process: phosphatidylethanolamine biosynthetic process. Lineage: Eukaryota; Metazoa; Mollusca; Gastropoda; Neomphalida; Peltospiridae. The transcript is spliced from 8 exons.